Molecule: messenger RNA, 891 nt
Organism: Mycena citricolor
Lineage: Eukaryota; Fungi; Basidiomycota; Agaricomycetes; Agaricales; Mycenaceae
Source: the annotation of a GenBank genome assembly
UCUCGUCCUACCGGAUUCGUGUCUGUCCAUUCUCCACCAAACUGAGUUCUUCCUGAUGCUUAUACGUCUCAGGCACCUUGUUCAUGCUUCCGAUGCAGACCAAUUCGAGGCUCUUCUCACUCGCUGGGGCCCCGAUGGCAUGGGCAAGUUAGGAGGUCGGCCAUCCCUGUUGUCACCUCGUUCGAUUGUUCACAGCAGCCUCUAGAUCCCCGGUGGGCAAACCCGAUCAAGAACCGAGUCCGACAGACCAACCAAGCCCGAGCUGUUAACGAGGUUGUCAAUGCGAUGAAGCCCUCGGUUGACAACGCUUACGAUGGUAACAUCCUGGGGCCCCUUCGAGUCGUCAACGGGGGCCCAAGUACCACGACCACUUCUUCGACGCUGACCACUGCGGCGCGUGAGAACUUCUUGACUCCGUCAUUGCCUUCACCCGAGAUUCUCGGCCGACCGGGCAACUCGACAAUCCGAUGGGCUGGAGGCCUCCAAGCACACCGAGAGGCGGACGAAACUGCUGCGCAUGAAUCUGAAGAAGCGCAUUUCGUUCCCCCGCCCCCGAAACCAAUCACACCUUCUCUCGCCACUUUAGAGAAGGCGGUCUCUGCUCGCAUCUACUUUGAGAAUCUGUACUUUCCCCUUUUCCGACAACCUUCUUCACGCGAACAACGCAGACUGGCGAUGGAACGUGAUAUGGCCGAAAUGAAGCUCAGUCACGCUCAGAAGGAGAACCUGCGCAUGCGGUGGUUCCAAAAUGAGUCGGAUUACCUUAGAGACAAGAGACGGCGGGUGGAUGUCACUGCGUUCAAGAAGCUGAAGACUAUCGGACAUGGAGCGUUUGGUGUGGUAUCGUUGGUCAAGGAGCAGUCGAGUGGAAAAUUGUAUGCCAUGAAGGAG